AUGGCCUCGUUGGACCUGCCCUACCGCUGUCCUCGCUGCGGGGACCACAAGCGCUUCCGGAGCCUGUCGUCGCUGCGCGCCCACCUGGAGUACAACCACACCUACGAGACCCUGUACGUGCUGUCCAAGUCCAACAGCGUGUGCGACGCGGCCGCUCUGCUGCCCCUAGUGGCCGCCGACGGCGCGCUGCUGAACCAGGCCACCGCCGCCGCCGCCGCCUCCCCCUACCGCGAGCUGCCCUGCGCCGACGACCUCGGCCUGACCCCCGCCGCCGCCGCCCGCUACCUGCCCAACGUGGAGUUCCCCCUGGGGGACAUCCUGGUGAAGAAAGCCAUGAGCUCGUCCGACGGGCCGCCCGGCCCCAGCAGCACGGCGGUGGCCGUGGCGGCGGCGAACGUGGCGGCCAGCGCGGUGGAGGCGGCCUACGAGGAGGGCCUGGCGCGGCUGAAGGCGCGGGCGUUCGAGCGGCUGGAGCUGGACGAGCGUCUGGAGAAGCUGUCGGAGGAGGUGGAGCAGAAGAUCGCCGAGCGCGUGGGACGGCUGCAGGCCGAGCUGGAGCGCAAGAGCUCGGAGCUGGAGAGGGCCAAGGUGGAGAGCGAGCGCCUCAGCCAGGAGAAGCAGGACCUGGAGAGCAAGGCCUCCGAGCUCUCCCGCCAGGUGGACGUCUCCGUGGAGAUGCUGGCCAGCCUCAAGCAGGACCUGGUCACCAAGGACCAGGAGCUCACACACAAGCAACAAGAGGUGGUCCAGAUCGACCAGUUCCUCCAGGAGACGGCGGCGCGGGAGGCCAACGCGAAGGUGCGGCUGCAGCAGUUCAUCGAGGAGCUUCUGGACCGCGCUGACCGCGCCGAGAAGCAGCUCCAGAUCAUCAGCAGCUGCGGCACCACGCCCAACGGCAGCCUGGGACGCUGCAGCGCUCAGGGGUCAAAGGGCAACGGCCGACAGAGGAAUUCCAGUAUAUCUGGGACGUCCAGAGGCAUGUACCAGGUGUCAGACCGGCACUCCUCCCCAAGCACAGGGGUCCCAGGCCAUGUCAAAUCGAUGUCGCAGGGUUCGGGCGGCGGCUACGACAGCGACAGCGUGGAGAUGCACCCCAUGGACGAGUGUCUGGAGGCGCAGUACUACCACGUGCAGUGCCGGCUGGGGGAGGGCGGAGGAGGUGGGGGCGGCGGCGGGGGCUACGACCGGGCGGGGGCCUCGCGCAGCUGGGGGCUCCGCAAGCAGGCCAUCCAGAACUGGCAGCGGCGGCCGUACCGCAACAGCACGGAGGGCGAGGAGGGCGACGUGUCCGACGUGGGCUCACGCACCACCGAGUCCGAGGCCGAGCUGUGGGACCAGGACUGCCGCGUCCCCGCAGACCAGCAGCCCAGUCGCUCUGAGGGGGGCUACAAGCCCUGCCGGCACGACAAGAGCCCCUCCAAGUCGAACGAGGUGAUCAGCCCCGAGGUGCUGAAGAUGCGCGCCGCCCUCUUCUGCAUCUUCACCUACCUGGACACCAAGACGCUGCUCCGCGCCGCAGAGGUGUGUCGCGACUGGAAGUUCGUGGCGCGCCACCCGGCCGUCUGGACCCGCGUCCUGCUGGAGAACGCCCGCAUCUCCUCCAAGUUUUUGAGCACGCUGUCGCAGUGGUGCACGCAGACCCACUCCCUCAUCCUGCAGAACCUCAAGCCCAGACAGAGAGGCAAGAAGGAGACCAAGGAGGAGUACCUCAAGAGCACACGGGGCGGUCUGGAGGAGGGCCUGGAGGCGCUGCUGAAGGCGACCGGGGGGAACCUGCUGAUCCUGAAGGUGUCCCACUGCCCCAACCUGCUGACCGACCGCUCCCUCUGGCUGGCCAGCUGCUACUGCCGAGCCCUGCAGGCCGUCACCUACAGGAGUGCCACGGACCCUGUUGGACAGGAGGUCAUUUGGGCUUUGGGAGCAGGCUGCAGAGACAUCAUCUCCCUGCAGGUGGCGCCAUUGCAUCCAUGUCAGCAGCCAGCGCGCUUCAGCAACCGAUGCCUGCAGACGAUCGGGCGCUGCUGGCCCCACCUACGGGCCCUGGGAGUGGGCGGAGCCGGAUGUGGCAUCCAAGGCCUGGCGUCUCUGGCGCGUAACUGCAUGCGGCUGCAGGUGCUGGAGCUGGACCACGUGAGUGAGAUCAACCAGGAGGUGGCGGCGGAGGUGUGCAGGGAGGGCCUCAAGGGGCUGGAGAUGCUGGUGCUCACCUCCACACCCGUCACACCCAAGGCCCUGCUGCACUUCAACAGUGUGUGUCGCAACCUGAAGUCCAUCGUGGUGCAGAUUGGCAUUGAGGAUUACUUCGAGGACCCCAACAGCCCAGAGGCCAGGAAACUCUUCGAUGAGAUGGUCAACAAGCUGCAGGCACUGAAGAAGCGGCCAGGUUUCUCCAAAAUCCUCCACGUGAAGGCUGAUGGUUUGUGCUAACGCUGUGUUGCAUGCUGCGCGCUAGCUGGAGGCUCCACCCCACCUGUCCCUGACUCCAUGCCCUCUGUGCCCAGGGCCACCGUACUGUACUGUACUGUACUGCACUCAGACCAUACUGUACUGUACUGUACUGCACUCAGAGAACAGACCCAGAGGAGAGCCAGCCCACCCACUCCUCCACACGCAUCAUGAAACGGACCUGCACUCACACCCAGCAGAACUUCAACUCUUCAACACAAUCUCUAUUGACUACAGUGGACAAUCUUGGUCUUCUGGACUUGUCAUCAGGCAGACUUUGCCUGAGAUCUUCAUUCUCAGUGUUAGACUAUGAUGACAUAGGACUUCAUAGCACACAUUUGCAACUGGGACAAACAACACAAGGUUACAAAAUUACAAAAUCAAGCCUUUUUUUUAGUGGACUGCGGGUUGCAUCUAAUGUCUUAUGGGCAUCUGUCAGAAAGAGCACAUGUUCAGAUUGCAGACAAAAAGAGGGUGUGAGUUGGUUUGCAUUGGAUGGAGUCAGUAGUGCUCGUCCUGUAGGCCUACUUACAACCUGUGACUUACAACUUCCUCUAUGCUCAUCCUCAGCACUGGCUGUCUGGCUGAAUAAACAAAGACAGUAUGUGAGUAUGGGUCUUGGUGUGUGUGUGUGUGCGCGUGCCUGUGUGUGUGUGUGUGUGUGUGUGUGUGUGUGUGUGUGUGAGUAAGUAUAUGUGUGUGUGCCUCUCAGUGUAUGUAUACUGAAAGGAAGAACCCGAUAACAACAGAAAACACUGGAAUUGAACACACAAUCGUGACUGCACUUACUUGAUCAAGGACCUGACCAUUAGCAGGUAUUGUUGGUACAUGGUGAAAAGAAUAGACCAGAACAAUGACUAAGAAGAAAAGACCAGCUGGAGACCUGCUUGCUUGGACUCUGCAAUAUAUUUGUGGAAUGAGUUUGUUUUGAUUAAGGUUAGGGAGGUCCAUGUUGUAAACUGAGUGCAGGUGCGCCACUUCUCUUCUCCACCUUUCUCUGUCCUCUCCUCUCCUCUCUUCUUUUCUCCUUUCCUCUCCUCUCCGCUCCUCUCUUCUUUUCUCCUCUCUUCUACUCUCCGUCUGCCAUACCAUUCUAGCCAGCAGAACACCGUAUGUCAUGCUUUUAAAGAUGUCUGUAGAGACAUGACUCAGUGGUUCUCCGCAGGUGAAGGUCAUCUCGUCAGGUUAAGGUUCAAAAGGCAUAAUGUCCCUGCAUUUAACAGAUCGCCUUUUCUACUGCGGCUGCUCAAAUGCGUACUGUAGGUCCAUCUCUCAGUGACGUGGUGUCCAUUGUACCAAGCACAGUGGCCAGAGCUCCUGAGCCCAGUGGACUGCAUACUCAGUCAAAGCAAGUCUCGAACCAAUUUAAAAAGAGAGGAUGGCAGAGUUGAGGUGUUUUUUUUUAUUUCCAUGAAAGUCUGUUGGCUUCAGCUUUGGUUCUUUCUUCUGUUGUAAUGCCUUAUUGUUUCCAUGGCAACACGCCUACUCAUUUUUCAGUGCACUAGUGGAUUGUGAGCAAGAUGUGAUCUGAGCCAGAAGCCAGUACCUAGUGCUUUAACGGACAGCACCCUGUCCACAGGACCUCUCUCUGAGGCACAUAGCCAUAUGCAGUAUGUAUAGACGUUGCUUGUAUUUGGGUUGGUCUUUGGAUCUUACAGCGUACAAAUGGACUCAGAAAGAGGCUAGACUUGUGUUUCAGGCAUCAUAGACUUGGACAGAUAUGACCAGCCUCUUUGUCUGCUGUGCUGUAUGUGUGUGUGUGUGUGGUGUUGGUAGACUCCUCAUAUGGAUAGAGGCUUCAGGAGGCUCUCUCAUAGGGACUCCAGAUGUGCGUUCUGGGCUGUGCCACCCAGUGCUGUAGAUGGACAGAUGUGACGUGUGUGUGUGUGCAGUGCACUUGUCUGUGUUGUAGAGUCAUGAGUGCUGCGUUGCCUGGAGUUGCUGUAUAUCCUGCUCACUGGGGGACACGCAGCACUGUUUCACUUCAACUCUGAUGCUCUCUCAAAGACACAAGCUCUUGCUCAUGCAAUAAGACAGCACAGGGAUUUACUCUGGCCAGUGGAUCUCCCAUCAGGCAGUGGUGCUCUCUCUCCUGGGCCAGUCACUGGUCAUCUGAUCCCAUUUCUGACCAGUAAGUGCAGUGCGUCCAGACAGGCCAUCAAGUCCACCUUUUGAUGCGUCUGCUUUAAGUGCUUGAGGCCCAGGAAGACUUCCCAUGAUGCAGCGCUGUACAGUACUUCCUGUCUUAAGAACUCCCCUGCAGGGUCUGCUAACUCUCCGGGGUUCCAUUGGGUGAGGCGCCGCUAAAGAACUCUGGCAGGGUGCAGUAUCUGAGUGAGAGAUUGUAGGCCACGCUAGUCCGCGUAGUCACAACUGACAUCUGGCACUCAUCAGGGCACUAAGACUAACACAGAGAGGUCCAGGACAAGGGCAAACGGAACUACUCAGCAUCCCUCUGUGAACAGGACCCUUCAGACGGUAACGAGGGGUCCAAGCAUAGCGAGCCAGGUUGGAGUACUCCACGAGAUCAUGCUUUGACUUUUGAGUUACUUGUUCAGUUACCACAGACAAUCUGUCCCCUGAAGACGUAAAGAAAUCUGUAAAUAUAUAUAUAUUGUUGAUUAAGGAAAAUACUGUCACGGUCUAUGAGGUCAGCUUGGAGAAGGACAUUGUUUGGUCCUUCUGUAUCCAGCGCUUUGGAAUGGAACUGGAAGGAACCGUAUGGACAUGGCAUAUUCUGAGGAGUAGUGUUGACUCUGCAGUGUGUCGUGUAAUAUAGAUCAUUUAUAUUAUAUGUGGAAACAAAAAGAAUUAUUUAACAAGAGGAUGAAAUUAUUUGAACUAUUUAUUUCUAUAAGAGAGAUGUCUAUGUUGGCAUGUUUGUGUUGAUACAUCAUGUUGCCUUCUUAACUGUUCUGCUGUAGUGGGUAGACAUGUCAAUGUAAAAGCUGAACUGCUUGCUGAGGUUUUUAUGAUAUUUAUUUUUGGUUGAUCAGUUGUUGCACCGCUGUGGAAAAAAAGAUACAGUUGAAAUGUCAA
Messenger RNA from Sardina pilchardus (European sardine), 5484 nucleotides. RefSeq names its product F-box protein 41 (gene fbxo41). Bases 1 to 2427 code for a protein of 808 amino acids. The transcript has 12 exons. The record is from RefSeq and is a predicted model, not a curated record. Gene Ontology annotation, molecular function: protein binding. NCBI's taxonomy places the organism in Eukaryota, Metazoa, Chordata, Actinopteri, Clupeiformes, Clupeidae.